Molecule: messenger RNA, 3285 nt
Organism: Anoplopoma fimbria (sablefish)
Lineage: Eukaryota; Metazoa; Chordata; Actinopteri; Perciformes; Anoplopomatidae
Gene: crata
Product: carnitine O-acetyltransferase a
Exons: 14
Coding region: 211-2124 (637 amino acids)
Biological process (GO): carnitine metabolic process, CoA-linked
Cellular component (GO): peroxisome
Molecular function (GO): carnitine O-acetyltransferase activity
Source: RefSeq, a predicted model, not a curated record
UCAGCACGUAACGCUGCAUGACUCCUUCAGUAAGUCACACCCACCACCGAGCUACGCCACCUUACUGUGGUGUCGAGCAGCUGACCUGUACGGGUGUGAACACAGGAGAGUGCUGGCAGCCUGUCUACAGUGGCUCUCUGAGCACUGACUGACCGACCGACCGACCGACCGACCUGAACCCGGACCUGGGGGCGGUUCUUUGAGUGCAGGAUGUGGGGCAUUUGCAGCAGAACGAUGGUAAAGGUGGGGAUGGCCAAACCCUGUGGCUUAAUGAAAUCCUGUCACUUGGUGAAGCCUGUGUCAGUGACUCGGGUCUCUGGCAGAUACCUGACCCACCAGAAGGGACUGCCCAGUCUGCCUGUUCCCCCUCUGCAGCAGACAUGUGAGCGAUACAUCAGUGCCCUGGAGCCCAUUGUGGAGAUGGAUGAACUGAAGCACACUAAAGAGCUGCUGGAAGAGUUUCAGAAGACGGGAGGGGUUGGAGAGAGACUCCAGAGAGGCCUGGAAAAGAGAGCACGGAACACUGUGAACUGGUUGUCAGAGUGGUGGGUGCAGGUCGCUUAUUUCAGUUACCGGUUGCCUGUGGUGGUUCAUUCAAGUCCUGGGUUGGUCUUGCCACGCAUGAACUUCAGUGAUAAGCAGGGACAGAUAAGGUUUGCUGCCAAACUGAUAGCAGGUGUUUUGGACUUCAAGACGAUGAUUGACAAUGAAACACUACCAGUGGAAUACCUUGGAGGGAAGCCUUUGUGUAUGAAUCAGUACUACGAAGUGCUGUCAUCCUGCCGUGUCCCUGGUCUGAAGAGAGACUCCGUGGUGAACCACGCCAAGAGCUCCAGGCCCCCUAAACACAUCACUGUAGUCCACAACUUCCAGUUUUAUGCGUUGGAAGUGUACAACAGCGAUGGGACUCCACUGACAGCCGAUGAGCUCUGUGUCCAGCUGGAGAAGAUCUGCAGCUCCUCACCACAGAUCGACACGGAGCCUGUCGGCAUCCUCACCACCCAGCACCGCAAUGCCUGGGGCAGGGCCUACGUCACCCUCAGCCAGGAUAAGACCAACAAAGAAUCAGUGUCUGCUAUCCAAAGGAGCAUCUUUACUUUGUGUUUGGAUGGAGCGAUGCCUCAAGUGUCUGAGGAGACGUACCGCAGCUGUGCUGCCAUCCAGAUGCUGCAUGGAGGAGGCAGCCAGUGGAACAGUGGCAACCGCUGGUUUGACAAGACGCUGCAGUUUAUUGUUGGAGAAGACGGGACAUGUGGCGCUAACUACGAGCAUGCCCCAGCUGAGGGCCCACCCAUAGUGGCCUUGAUCGACCACGUAGUAGAAUACACGAGGAAGCCAGAUAUGACUCAGUCUCCCAUGGUGCCUUUGCCCAUGCCCCAGAAACUGAACUUCAACAUCACACCUGAGAUCAAGAAGGACAUUGAGGAGGCCAAGCACGCCAUGAACAUACUGGCCCAGGACCUGGAUAUGAGGGUCAUGGUAUUUGGCCACUUUGGGAAAAAUGUCCCAAAGGCCCACAAGAUGAGCCCUGAUGCUUUCAUACAGAUGGCCCUACAACUGGCUUUCUACAGGAUGAACCAGUGCUGCUGUUCCACAUAUGAAAGUGCCUCCCUGCGUAUGUACAGACUGGGCCGUACCGAUACGAUCCGAUCAGCCUCAAGCGCCUCUGCAACCUUUGUCAUGGCCUUUGAUGACCCCAGCAAGCAGAACACUGAGAAAGUAGAUCUAAUGGUGAAAGCUGUGAACGCACACAGGUCAUACACUACCAUGGCGAUCAGUGGCCAGGCCAUAGACAGACACCUCCUGGGCCUUAAGAUGGUGGCUGUUGAGGAGAACCUCUCCAUACCUGAUAUCUACACAGACACUGCCUACGCCAAAGCCUUACACUACAAGUUAUCUACAAGUCAGGUACCUUCCAAGACGGACUGCGUCAUGUGUUUCGGCCCGGUUGUUCCCGACGGAUACGGCGUGUGCUACAAUCCUAUGGAAGAUCACAUCAACUUUUCAGUGUCGUCUUUUAACACCUGUAAGGACACAAAAGCAGCACAUCUGGCCCAGGCCGUGGAGGAUGCGCUGUUGGACAUGAGGACAAUGCUGGAACAAACGCCAAGAGCCAAACUGUGAAGGUCCUCCAGGCUUCAUAGGGCUAAACUCAGCAAGGCACUUCUGAGUCACAUUUAAAUAGGAAGCCCACUCUUAGUGUGAUUGAGUGACGUUUGACAAAUGACUGAACCCCACCCCUGCUGCAAGACUGCCAAGCUCCAGCUGGUAGUCCAGUCCUCUCCCCGUUUUAUUGAUGGUACUCAUGUGACCUGGCGUUCCUCUGGUGGUACAAUGCUCACGCACAUUACAAUAAUCAUCAGUUUUACAGACAUUUUUGUAACUCAAAAUAUAUCAUUAACUUAAAUGAUCUUGUUGAUGGCUAUGGAUGAAUAUUUUAUUAUUGUAUUAUCAACUAAUCACCUGGCGAGACCCAACGGUCAGUUGCUGUGUAGCCACAAACUGGUUUAGGUCUCUCUGCCUGCUUUAUUGGCCAGGUAUGUAGGUGCCCCUCAUUGUAGAUACACAGAAUCAGAAAUGCAGCUAGAGUGAAAAUUAAGAAGAUAAACAUAUAUAACAAGGAACAACAACAUUCUACGUCUACAAGUCCACUGUUUUCUGUUAACAAUAUUAAAUUUGUGUAAUGGUGCAGAGUGCAAAUAUGCUGGAGUAGAUAUUGAAUGUAAUAUAUUACUUGGGUGGAUAUGUACAGUUUACAGUCUAUCAGUAUAUACAGGAGACUAGUACAUCACAGCAUGUCAGCUGUUGCACACUCUGACUGUUGAAGGUCUAUUUCAAAAUGCAUCUCCUGUCACUUGUAAACUAUGCAUUAGCAAUCUAGUAAGGCUUGUGCAGUGGUCUGAUUGGCUGAUGGUUAGUCUCUUAUAUGCAGUACAAUGGAUUCUUUAUUGAUUUUAUCAGUUUAAAGUAGCCAUGUUUGAAAUGAUGUACUAUGACCUAUUGUUGACUGAAUUCUAAUUUUGUUUUCAACAUUUGUAAACUGCCAAAUCAUCCUCCGAUUUGACGUCUCUCUCUGGAAGACAAGCCUUCACUUAAUUGACUUGUAUUGUCCAGUGAUCAUUUCAUCCAUGUUUGUUUCAGGAUAGCACACAGAAGGUGUAAUUAUUCUGGAAGCAGAAAUGAAGAUAAUGAAGAUAACGAGAGGGUAGUCUAGCCAGAACCCUGCAUAAUAUGGAACAUGUGAUGGGUCGUUCCCAUUGUUCAACAAUUCCAAAUUAAAUGCUU